Molecule: messenger RNA, 333 nt
Organism: Vigna unguiculata (cowpea)
Lineage: Eukaryota; Viridiplantae; Streptophyta; Magnoliopsida; Fabales; Fabaceae
Source: RefSeq, a predicted model, not a curated record
AUGCCUCAGGCGACGGGCAAAGUUUACGCCAUGACAGGAGCAAAAGCAACAACCUCAGGUAACCUUCUUAUGGGGUAUCGUGUGAUUAUUGGGGUGAAGUGUUGUGUUCUGUAUGAUUUUGGAGGGACACACUCCUUUGUGUUAGAUGUUUAUGUGAACUUGUGGUAUCUACUCCGGCGUCGGGAGUUAGAGGUGAUCUUGGGGAUAGAUUGGCUCUCUGCCAAUCACAUUCUUAUAGAUUGCCGAGAAAAAAGGUUACUGUUUCCCGACUCAAAGGAGCCUAAGUUGGUAUCAUCUCAAAGGGUUAUGAAGGAGUUGCAAGAUGGCGUAUAG